AUGACUCACUCGAAGGAAGGUCAUCAAUACGACAGCACUGGCAUACACCAAGGUCUGAGAACAGAUGCUGUUGUUUCAAGCACUGUGAACGCAAAAAGCUCGUAUGAUGUGAUCGUGAUUGGCUCAGGAUUCUGCGGCCUCGUUGCCGCGAGGAAUCUUGCCCUCGAUCGCAACUUGCGUGUUUUGCUUCUCGAAGCUCGUGACCGCAUCGGUGGUCGUACAUGGACGGCUAAAGCAUGGGGCGAGGAGUUUGAGAUGGGCGGAACUUUUGUGCACUGGCAUCAACCUCAUUUCUAUGCCGAGAUGCACCGACAUGGUCUGGAGAAGCACUUGAAGAUGUCAGCCGGAACGACGGCUACGGACACCAUCUUAUACAAGCCUCGAGGAUCGAAUGUGACGAUGCUUGACGUGGCCGAAUACAAUCCCAGGAUUGCGAGAGUUGCCGAAGUUUUCUUCGGCAUUGACGGCAUGACUCCACGCGAAGUUAUGCCCUAUCCUCAUGAGCCAUUCAGGCCUCAACCCUGGCAUAGAUACGACCUCAUGAGUUGCCAAGAUAGGCUUGAUCAGCUUGACAUCCCUCAGGAGGACAAAGACCAGUUUAUCUGCCACACAAACUCGUUCGGAAGUUCUACGGCCUCAGAAAUUGCUUGGACAGAUGCACUGCGAUGGUAUGCUCUAGGCGGCUAUAGCCUGCAAACCAUGUAUGAUGCCGCUGCGUGCUUCAAGCUUGGUCAAGGUGGCAUGACGAACCUGGCCCGUCACAUCUUGGAGGAGUAUAAUGGAGACAGACUCUUGAGCAAGGUGGUGGACUCAAUCAAAGAGACGAAGAAUGGGAAGGUCACAGUCUCUUGCGCUGAUGGGUCGAGCUACAGGGCACGCCGAGUUGUGUGUACCAUUCCUCUGAACUGCCUCUCCGAUGUCCAAUUUGAUCCACCUCUGUCUCUCGCAAAACAGAGCGCCGCUCAAGCAGGCCACACCAAUCUCGGCGAGAAGUAUCAUUUUGUCCUCAACGAGAUCCAAGGGAAUUGGUUCGCAAACACGACCGACAUAGAGUGUGACUUCCUUUUUGGUCUCAAAGAUCAUGAUGGUACUCAAUCUGCGAACAGAAAUGGUUCAAUAGCCAUGAUGUUCGGCCAGACCGGAAAGCUGACCGAUCCGACCAAGAGCGAGCAUGUCAUCAGCGAGUUCAAGAAACUCCAACCAAGUGGUGAUGUGCGCGGUUAUGUUUCACACACUUGGUCUGAAGAUCCUUAUGCCAAAGGCGCAUGGUUCUGUGCAUUCCCUGGUCAGGCCACCAAGAGCUUGAAAGCACUGCAGGAACCUCAUGGAAGAGUCUUUAUGGCAAGUGCCGACUGGGCACAGGGAUGGCGUGGAUUUAUCGACGGUGCCAUUGAGCAAGGAGCCCGGGCUUCCGCAGUCGUGAAGUUCGCAUUGGAGCAGGAAGAUUGUAUCUCAGCUCCUAAGCUCUAG
Molecule: messenger RNA, 1470 nt
Organism: Aureobasidium melanogenum CBS 110374
Lineage: Eukaryota; Fungi; Ascomycota; Dothideomycetes; Dothideales; Saccotheciaceae
Product: FAD/NAD(P)-binding domain-containing protein
Exons: 3
Coding region: 1-1470 (489 amino acids)
Molecular function (GO): oxidoreductase activity
Source: RefSeq, a predicted model, not a curated record